This is a messenger RNA of Stegodyphus dumicola, 2814 nucleotides long. RefSeq names its product vesicle-associated membrane protein-associated protein B-like. Gene Ontology annotation, cellular component: plasma membrane; endoplasmic reticulum membrane. NCBI's taxonomy places the organism in Eukaryota, Metazoa, Arthropoda, Arachnida, Araneae, Eresidae. Gene Ontology annotation, biological process: endoplasmic reticulum membrane organization. The record is from RefSeq and is a predicted model, not a curated record. Gene Ontology annotation, molecular function: FFAT motif binding.
CAUGAUGACUUAUUUCACUCACCUGUCCUCUCAAUGUGGCUUGUGUUAUUCCCUUUGUUUCAGAAUAAUUUAGAUACAAAUGCAGUUCAGCGAGAGGAAAAAACAGCUGCUAGUAAAGUUGUUGCUGAAUCUGCUGUCAAAUCAUCUCCAAAGGCUACUAAUGUGGAAGCUGAAGUCAAAAAGCUUGCAGAAGAAAACAAAAGGCUCAAGGAAGAAAUUCAGCAAAUGAAACAAGAAAAUGCACAAUUGAAAGCUGAAGGACUAAGGUUAAGAUCCCGUGGUAACCCUACGAGUGAUGCAGGUUCACAACUUAGUAGCAGUAACCUAGGGAGCUCAAAAGAUAUGCAUCCUAAACCUCAAUUUGAUGACAGGCUUCAAGAACAGCCACAGUCUCCAAUGUUGUAUUUGGCAGUUAUUCUCACCAUCGGUUUGGUGGGGAUCUUCAUCGGAAAAUUUGUUGUUUAGACCCAUCUUUUGCACCUUCCCGUAUUUUUUCAAGCUACUGGUUUGUUUGAGAAGUAGAAGUUGCCUGAAGAAAAAAUGCAAUCAAUAACAACAUUGGAUGUAGCGCCAGAAUAAAAAUAGAAAUUAAAUGUGGCAACUACCAACUAUAUAUUGCUUUUCAUUUUUUACUAGGGAUUUUUUGCCACCGCGUGUCUUUUGAGAAUAAUUUUGUCUGCAAACUGUGUUUUUUACAACUCCAAAAACUUCAUCCAAAAAAAUACUUUAAAGUUCCAAGUUCUGAUGCCUUUCAAAAGCAGUUUUACCAUGUAUGUGCUUCUUGUUUUUGAAUGCCAUCUGUAGAGAUAAGUAAAUACAUAAAAACAUUGCAUUAUUUUAUGAUAAAUCAAUUUUUUUUUUUUUUGUUUGUUUGUUUGUUUUAACAGUCUCAAGUUUCUGUCAGUAUUUUAUUGCCAUUUGAGGCAACAGAUUUUGUAAUUGCUUUGAAAAUACAUGGCAAUCUAAACCUCAGGCUUGUAGUUCAUUAAAUUCACUGCAACAUUUUGCAGUUUGGUUGAUGAAAAUAAGUUGAUGGCUAAUUAAAGUAUAAUUUAAUCCAGUCAGGUGUGCUACAUACAAAGUUUUUUUGCUGACUCUUCGAAAUGUUCCUUGUGGAAUCCUCUUUUAUCUAAAAAAAAAAAAAAAAAAAACAUAUAUAUAUAUAUAUCUAUAUAACAAUCCAAAUGACAACGUUUGAUGUAUUUUCAUCUCCUGAUUAAUUCUCCUGAGUAUGUCAGUGUUGAGACUCAAAAUAAUAAAUUUGUUAUGGAAUACUGAGCUUAUUGUUUUAACUUUAUUGAUUACGUUACUAGCUUUUACCAUGUCUGUCAUAAAUUUGGAUCUAUAGAUUUGCAUUAAUAUGUAAAUAUGCUUAAAACAAGUGCUUAUUUAAAUAGACUAUUAGUAACUUUCAUUCAUUAAAUACAACUUAUAGAUAACUUAUGACAUAUAUCUUUGUAUUUUUUAUAUUCGUUAAGAAGAAAUUGUCUAUUGUCAUUAUUAUUAUUUAUUUCAGUCUUUAUUUUUAGUUUAAAAAAAUUAUGCAUUUAAUGCAUAAUUUUUGUAAUUAUCCAAAUUUUUACAGAAGUGAUUAAACAAUUAAAAUUAUUAAUAAACAAAUUUACUUGUCUAAUUAUGUUAAUAUUAUAAAGGAAUGAAUGUGAACUUAUUAAUUUUUAUUCCAAGAUUUUGAUAGUGGCAUUCUAUAUAAAUUGUUUUAGAAUUUUAAUUUUUAUAUAUUUCAAGCUAUAUAGUUUAAGAUACUUAAGAACCGAGUUACCUAUAUCCACUACUACUCUUAUACCAUAGAAAAAAUAGUUUGUUGUAUAUAAUUAGCUUUAUGUGUAUGUACAUUCAGUUUGAAAAUCCGGAUUUAUACAUUUUAUUCUUACUUGGAACUAUGUAUAAGGAUUUAUAAUUUUGUAUUGAAAAAAUAUUGAUUAUGUUAAACAUUGAUAUAAAUUCAUAAAUGAACUCUGGAUUAUAUAUAUAUGUUAACAAAUUCUUUAGUAUUUAUUUUUAGAAAAGAAUGCUAAUCCGACAAUUAUUUUAAAGUUCUCUAUGAUAUUUAAAUAAUGAGCCAUUGUAAAAUGUACAUAAACUAGGGAGAAUUCAUUCGGGUUAUUCUUCAACAUAAAUAAGAACUUUUUUGUACAAAUUAUAUGAACUCAACUUCUAUAUAAAUUUAUUUUUAGAGCCAGUCUUUGAACAGAUGUUAAAUUAUAUAGCAAGUUCAGUAUUGCAUAAGAGGAACUAGUAUUAUGAAAAGAGCCUAACAGUUUUUCAUGCCAUCAAUUUUGUUUUUGAACAGAAGAAGGUGUGUUUGAUGAAUGAUGUAAAUGUUUCAUAAAAGAGCUGUGAUUUGCAUAAUUUAGAUUUGUUGAAGGGUAGUCAUGAUUGUCAAAAAUAUCUUAAUAUAUAAAAUAUGAUAUAAUACAUAAUCAGUUUCUAGAGAACGUCAAUUGAAAAGAAAAUCAGGUCUUGAAAUAUAGAAGUGAUAUUUGAUAUUCUCAUUAAUAUAGAUGUAUUUAUGUAUACAUGAUCAUAGCAAUGGAAAUACCUUCCUUAUUAAAUAUUUACUUAAAAUUGUUAUUGUUUUUCUAAAGUUACCUUUUUGAUUAUUCAUUAAAAUUUGGAAAUUGUGCUUAUAGAUUUCAACUGAAAUUUGAUUUCUACGUAGAAUUGUAACAUCAGUAUACAUAAAAUCAUUUGAUUGGGUGACUGUAAGUUGGUGCUAAUCUGUUAUUAUUCUCUUUAAUGAUCUGUAUUAACACUUGAAUGACCACAUGUGUGAUAAAAGCAAAAUUAUCUACU